GAAAGAAGAGUUGAUAAAAUGGUAAAAGAAUACCAAACUGUCUUAUUUAGAAAAAACAAUAAAGUUUUAGAUUUAAAGUUGAAUGAAGCAUUAAUUUCUUUUGCUAAAGUAUCAGAAGAAGAAAAAAAAGUUGCCAAAGAAAUUACUGAGUUAGAAAAAAAAUAUAAUCCUCAAGUUCUUCAAGAACAAACUGAUUUAGAAAAUAAGAUUGAUAUCAUUGUCACCAAAUUGAUAGACGAUCUAAAGCCUGGUAACAUUGGUUAUAAGUUUUUGGAACAUAUAUUCAAUUGUAAUAGAAAUUAUUCAAAAGUUAUGUAUAGCACUGUUGUACGAACUGAUACUGCUUAUGGAUCAAUUACCUAUACUGGUUAUAAUGGGAAUAGUAAGCCUUAUACUCAUACAAUUUAUCUAACAGAUGAUUUACCAGAUAAACUUUUUGAAUAUGUUUCUUCUUCUGAAUGUUCAUGGAACAAUGAUGAUAAGAAAAAAUUUAAAGAAGAAAACGGAGGUAGUAAAAAUAAAGUGUUUAUUAGUGAUCUUUUUUAUGUCAUGCAUACCCUCUUUCCCAAAGAUAGUAAUUACUCAGAUAGAGCAGAUGCCAGCAUUAUUGGGACAAGGUAUGCUGAUGUUAGUGCAAAUAUUCUUAAAGCUCCUUUUGAUGUUGAAGAAAAACAUUUAACUUGGGCGAAUGUAGUUGCCAAAGAUUUAGUUGGAAGAGAAAAAAUUAGGGGGGAAAAAAUAACUGUUUAUGAGAAGAAGUUACUUUCUGAAGACACAACCUCAAUUAUUUCUCCUUUUACCCGUGGUACACAUAGGGGAUUAGGUUUUCUAUAUGCUAAUAAUUAUAGAGAACAUGUUAAGAAUUUAGUCAUAAAACAAAAAGACCCAACAGGAGAUCCUUUAAUUAAUGUGGACGAAUUUAGAAAAGAAGUCAUGGGAUCCCUUGCUAAGUUCAGAGCUGAUGCAAAAGGAUUGACUUUUGAGCAAUUAGAGGCUAGAAAGACUGAAUUUGAUACUACUCAAAUUAAGUCAAUAGUUCUAAGAUCUAUAGGUUUAGAAAGCAUUCAUGCAGAAUUAGGAAAAAAAAGGAGUGAAUUAACUAAAAUUAGUCUUCAAAAAGCUGAUAAAAAACAAAAACUGAUCCAAAUCCAAAAUCAAAUUAAGGAUUUUGAAACUAAUCAAAUUAAUCACUUACGAACUCAACUUAAAAAUUUAGGAGAUAAAUUAACUAAUCCGAGUGAUGAAAAUAUUAUCACUUAUCAAGAAGCGAUUGUGAUUAGAACUUUGAUUUACUUCUUAACCGAUUUAGAAAAGGAGGGCAAAUUAGAAACUCCCCUUACGGCUACUGAAAAAGGAUAUUUAACUAAAGUAGAACAAUUAGAGACUUUAAAUAAUGCUCAACAACCAUUGGGUCUUAGUUCAGAAGAAGAAACCGAAUUAUUGGCAAUUACUAAUUACUUAACUAAUCCAGAAUUAAGAAGUGAAAAUCUUCGUUCAGUUUUCAAUAUUGAUUGUGAUGUUGCUCCUUCUUUAGUAGAACAAUGA
Molecule: messenger RNA, 1545 nt
Organism: Entrophospora candida
Lineage: Eukaryota; Fungi; Glomeromycota; Glomeromycetes; Entrophosporales; Entrophosporaceae
Source: the annotation of a GenBank genome assembly